AUGGCUACAUAUGUUGCAGAUUUAAUGGAGUUUUCUCUUAAAACUGAGACUGCAGAUGAUGUCAGGAUUUUCAGAAUCAGAUUUGAUGUCUUCUCAAAUAGCAAAUGUAAAAUCUGCUGUGAAGCUAUGUUUUCCAUUAUAUAUUCAGUUGAUGUUGGAUACACAGUUGUACUAGAAUGUGCUACAUAUUGUGAAGCCAUAAGCUGCUUCAAGGAUCAAGUUUCUUUAGAAGAAAGUUCUAACAAGCAGUGGUAUGGAAAAAUUGUAUCUACAAAGGCAAUUCUUGACAAAAACACAAAUCAGUGCAAAGGUUAUGGUUUUGUAGAUUUUGACAGUCCUGCAGCCGCACAGAAAGCGGUAGCAUCUCUCAAGGCAAACGGUGUGCAGGCACAGAUGGCUAAGCAACAAGAGCAAGACCCAACAAACCUAUACAUCUCAAAUCUCCCCAUUUCUAUGGAUGAGCAGGAACUUGAGAAUAUGCUGAAACCCUUUGGACAUGUCAUUUCCACAAGAAUACUAAGAGACGCUAAUGGAGUCAGCAGAGGUGUUGGCUUUGCCAGAAUGGAGUCUACUGAAAAAUGUGAAGUGGUAAUUCAACAUUUUAAUGGAAAAUAUCUGAAAACACCACCAGGCAUCCCAGCCCCCAGUGAGCCUUUGCUGUGCAAAUUUGCUGAUGGAGGACAAAAGAAGCGACAGAAUCAAAGCAAAUAUACCCAGAAUGGGAGGCCUUGGCCCAGGGAAGGAGAGGCUGGCAUGGCUUUGACCUAUGACCCCACAGCUGCCAUACAGAAUGGAUUUUAUUCUUCACCGUACAGUAUUGCAACCAACCGCAUGAUUCCACAGACAUCUAUCACGCCAUUCAUUGCUGCUUCCCCUGUCUCCACAUACCAGGUCCAGAGUACUUCAUGGAUGCCUCAUCCGCCAUACGUUAUGCAACCAACAGGUGCUGUGAUUACACCAACCAUGGACCAUCCCAUGUCAAUGCAACCAACCAACGUGAUGGGCCCCCUGACACAGCAGAUGAAUCACCUUUCAUUGGGCACAACAGGAACGAUUCAAUCCCAAGACAGGAUUAUGAUACUCCACCAGCUGUUGUGUCAGUAUAUGACUGCUGCUGCUCCUAUGCAAGGGACCUACAUUCCCCAGUACACGCCUGUGCCUCCGACAGCUGUUUCUAUUGAAGGUGUUGUUGCUGAUACCUCUCCCCAGACAGUGGCACCUUCAUCCCAGGACACCAGUGGUCAGCAGCAACAGAUAGCAGUGGACACAUCCAACGAACAUGCACCUGCAUAUUCUUACCAACAGUCUAAACCAUAAACAGGACUGAAGAAUGUCCGUCUGAAUCUUUGCCUUGAAUGAAGAAACUUCGUUGAACAAGAAGUUGGCUUCCAGUUUGCACAGACGUCAAUGGAAUGCAUUUUUUUUUUUUUUUUUUUUUUUUAGUUUUAUACCUUACCCAAUGAAAACAGUUUUUAUGUGCUGUGCAAA
This is a messenger RNA of Rhinopithecus roxellana (golden snub-nosed monkey), 1488 nucleotides long. It is a transcript of the gene RBMS3, whose product is annotated as RNA binding motif single stranded interacting protein 3. The record is from RefSeq and is a predicted model, not a curated record. Bases 1 to 1317 code for a protein of 438 amino acids. The transcript has 14 exons. Lineage: Eukaryota; Metazoa; Chordata; Mammalia; Primates; Cercopithecidae. Gene Ontology annotation, cellular component: cytosol. Gene Ontology annotation, molecular function: mRNA binding.